AUGGCAUUUGAUGAAGUGCAUUUGCAUAAUUCUUCAAGAGGACCAUUAAAUAUUCAAGUUCACACCUCCUCUACGGAUAAUUUACCCAAGCGUGKUCACAUGCGGGAUUUUCCCUACAGAAACAUUGCUAAUCUUCGUUCGUUUGCUAAGUUAUCUUCUCUUACUCCAAGAAAGCAGCUUCGUUUUGGAAAUGUCAAUACAAGAUCUAUUAGGUACAAAACUUCCGAAUUUAUAGAUCAUGUUCUUGAUAACGGAAUUGAAGUCUGUGCUGUGACUGAGACCUGGCUGACUGAUAAAGACUCUGUUAGUAUCGCUGCUUUAAGUCCGRCUGGCUACUCGUUUAUCAACUUCCCUAGACCAUCAUCUCGCUCUGGAGGUGGUACUGGUGUGUUCUUUAAUAGCAAUUUCAACCUUGCUUUGACCAAUGGCGGGGAGAAGCGCUCUUUUGAGUUCUCCGAGUGGACGUUAUCUGCGCAUGGCCGUACUGUCAAGAUUAUCAUCAUCUACCGACCUCCUUAUUCUGAAGCGCAUCCUGUUACUGCUAGUGUGUUUUUUCAAGAGUUCUCUUCCUUCCUUGAAACCAUAGUUUUGUGUCCUGAAAUUCUACUCAUUACUGGAGAUUUUAACUUCCAUCUUGAUGACGACUCUGAUGCUGAUGCUAAGAAGUUCUUGGAACUUUUGGAUACGUUUGGUCUCCAACAGCAUGUUAUUGAACCUACUCAUGUGUCUGGUCAUAUACUUGAUCUUGUCAUCUCGCGAUCAUCAAAUGAYAUCAACGUUUUCUCUCCWGAGUCGUCCUACUUCAUCUCUGAUCACUGUUUUGUUGAAUGCUAUUUGUCCAUUCCUCGUCCCAACAUCAUGUUUAAGGAAGUCACUUAUAGAAAGCUCAAACAAAUUGAUGUGAAUAGCUUUAGAUCUGACAUUGCGUCAUCUGCUCUUUCCAAUUCAGAGUGGUCAAGUCUUCAAAGUUUGUCACAAUGCUAUGAUAAGACCUUAUUGCAAAUUUUGAAUAAACACGCACCAAUCAAUACCAAAGUUCUAACUAUCAGACCUAGAGUGCCAUGGUUCAGUCCGGAGCUUAAAGAACACAAGGCUUCCCGUCGGCGACUUGAGAGGAAAAUGUUAAGAACUAAAACUCAGGCCGAUAAGAAUGCUUAUCGACUUGCGUGCAACAGCUACUCUAUGUUACUGAGGGAAUCUAAGCGAAAAUAUUAUUCUGAUUUAAUCGAUGAAUGUGGUGRUAACACAAGGAAAUUGUUUCUUGUGGUCCGCUCCUUGUCUAAUAAGCCUGAUAGUAAUCCACUUCCGCCUCAUGACGAUCCUCGUAUACUAGCUGAUGACUUUGGAGAUUUCUUUUACCGGAAGAUUGAGCUUAUUAAAAGAGACAUUGACGAAAUUGUCGUUGAGCCACCAGUAGUCGACUAUCCUAGUUCUCAGGUAUCAUUAGAGAGGCUUGCUACUCUAGAUGAAGAAGAAGUGUCUAAAAUUAUUAUGGGCAUGUCCAAUGCGAGCUGCAAGCUGGAUCCGAUCCCAACGUGGUUACUAAAGCUGUGUUCUCCUGAGCUGGUUCCAGUUAUUACCACUAUGAUUAAUUUGUCAUUUCAAGAAGGAGUUGUUCCAGAAAACUGGAAGAUGGCGCUGGUAAGACCUUUACUAAAGAAACAGGGUCUUGAUCCUAUUCAUAAGAAUUAUAGACCUGUCAGCAAUUUACCNAAAAAUAAAUUUAAGAAUUUAUGGUUGGAUGGAAUUCUUCCCCUUGUACUUGACCGUGAGACUACAGCACAGGAGAAGUGUUACUGCACAAUAGAAGAAAUCAUACUUAGUAAGAUAGUCCCAUUACAUAGAUCUAUAGCAGAACCACAUACCCUUGCAUGGAGUCUUCUACAGAUAGUCGCCAGUCCUAACGGCCAAGAAAUCAGGAGGUAUCUUCAGAAUGCCUGCAACUACUGGUCUAAACAAGGAAAACUGAACGCCACGCUCAUUAAGAGCCUAUCAUCACAUAUCAACAGCAGUAACAACAAGGCAGCUUGGUUGCUGUUGUCAUUGAUGGCCACUGCAUCAGUCAAGAUAGAUCAUGCCAUUGUACUUGAUAAAUGGAAACAGUAUACAUCACAAAAAGGUUGUCAGGUGUCCCUCUAUGCACCCUCCGGAUCUGGACCAUGGCAGGGCCUGAUCAAGGGGCUUUGCAGAUCACAACCCCAAGCUAAGACGAUGAUUGACAGCUGGUGUGCUGAUCUUCUCAAGUCUUGUGAGCAGACUUUAUCUGGUGUGAUUCUAGAAGAAAACCAAGUUUCAAAAGUCACUGAUGAAGUCAUUGUGAAGAAUUUGUUUACUGUUGGUGAAGUCGCACAGCUCGCUCCAGGACGAACUACAGAACGUCUGUUCCUGCUUGUCGAGUCAAUGUUGAUCUCAGAAGCCAGUCUCAGUACGCCUGGUACUCCUCAGAGCAUCCAGAAGAGUCAACUAUCAAAUACUGUUAAAGCUCAUGCCUUCGUUACUCUAGGAAAGCUGUGUCUACAGAACGAACACUUGGCCAAGAAAUGCACGGCAGCUUUAGCCCGCGAACUUGAAGUAUCUAAUGAUGCAGCCAUCAGGAACAAUGUGAUCGUUGUGAUGUGCGAUCUUUGUGUACGGUACACAAGUCUUGUUGACCGUUUCAUUCCUAACAUUGCUACGUUUCAUCUCCUCUUAACAAGACAUCCAGGAAUGUUCUACCAGCAUUUUGUCGAGUGUAUCUUCCACUUUAAUUCCUACGACAAGCACAAAGUGUUCAACAAAUUCCCUCAAACUGAUCGUGAGAAAAAGGUAUUCUCACUUAAAGGCGAUGAAAACGCAAGGUAUGUCAUGAAAAUAGGAAUCAAGUUAUCAUCGAUGAGAACCAAAGCCGCUGAGGAGAUGGCUGACGAAGGUGAUAMCGCARGCGCGGCCAUAGUACAAGCCAGAACAAAAUUCCUUACACAAGUGUUGAAAAAGAACAUGAUUGAAAACAUCGUACCGAUCAUCGUUGAGCUGAAGCACAUGUUCGAAAAGGAACGCUCACCCCUUCUCAAAGACCUGCUUGGAUACCUCAAAGAAGUCAUGAAAGACUACCGCAACGAAGUCAAAGAGGUUCUGUCCGCUGACAAUCAGCUGGCYAAUGAGAUYGAGUUUGAUUUGCGUAAAUUUGAAGAAGAACAGAAAGAACUUCAGGAGCAAAAGAAGCGAAGUCAACAAGAAACAGCAAUGACUCCAGGAACUAAAUCCGGUUAUCAGAGUCCGAGAGGGAAUCAGUCCAAGUUCAUUACUCCGCCUUUGAGUUCAGGAAAUGGGAUUACGAAAACACCAAUUCCACCAUCGUCCUGCUCACGAGCAAGACGCACAGCGGAGCUUCCGAAAACGCCCAUGCGUAGUAGGCGUCAUACUCUAGCAACGGCUGCAUUGAUUAACUCGGCUCGUAAAGCCAUGAACCAAGCAAGUAGACUCACCAACGACAAGAGACCUAAAUCAUCAAGUCAUGUGUCGAACUUGUCGUGUAGCGAGCCGAAGCCGAGUCAGUCUAUCAAAUCACGCUCUCCACUGACAGAGCAAAAUCCUUCGCAUGAUACAAGCGAUGAGGCAUUCGUGAAUGACAAGAACACUUUCAAGACGCCAAUCAAGAAGUCAAAGGCCUCCCGUGCAGCCAGCACCCCAGAAGGCAAUCUCACUCACAUGUCAUCGAUAUCAUUCUGUAUGAAUGCUAGUGCCAUUCCCCCCUCGCCUAUACCGACGUCACUUCCUAUUAGAAUCUACCCGAAAGGAAAAGAUGCACAGCCCAGUUUGAUAUCCAAGAAGGGUGUGGAUGAUGAUGGCGAGGAAAAACAAGAGGACGUUAUAUGCAUGCCUUCACCGGACCAAAAUCUUCCAAAGCCAAGGCGUUGGAACGUUCAUUCGCCGGAUAAAAAUAAACAAAACGCUUCUUCUAGAGCAAAACCUAAAGCGACAAGUCAAAAUACAUCUGUAGCGCAAAGAACACGAUCAAGAAGACAGACCACAAGUAACCAGUAAUUGUACAAUUAGUCUGAAUAGUUUUAGUAAUAAUUUUCACUGUGAUAUUCUAUAGGGGUGCACUUAAUUUGAUAAUAAAGCUUUAUUCGCU
Messenger RNA from Exaiptasia diaphana, 4114 nucleotides. RefSeq names its product condensin-2 complex subunit D3. Gene Ontology annotation, molecular function: catalytic activity. The transcript is spliced from 22 exons. Bases 1 to 4023 code for a protein of 1340 amino acids. Lineage: Eukaryota; Metazoa; Cnidaria; Anthozoa; Actiniaria; Aiptasiidae. The record is from RefSeq and is a predicted model, not a curated record.